UCCGAUUUGCAAUUAACUUGUUUGAGAAUGACGAAACAUGUAAUAUAGAUAAUGUAGAGGUCAUUUUGUACGCCUUUCUAUCAUAUCCAUUGAACCAAUCCAAUGGGAUUCUCACGUUCAAUAUGAAUGUCAUAGACCAUACACGUCACACUGGCAUAAUUAAUACAUAACAAAGUCACAAUGGCAACUGAUAUCAUAAUAAAACGUUGAAUAAUCGCAGUGGCAAUGUCAGGGUUACAAAGUAAAAAGAAAUCUUAUUGGUACUUCGGAGGAUUAGCAUCUGCUGGAGCAGCAUGCGUAACACAUCCUUUAGAUCUUAUUAAAGUUCAACUUCAAACUCAGCAAAAGGGAAAAAUAUCAAUAGGUCAACUCGUAGUAAACAUAUUUAAAAAUCAAGGAAUCACAGCGUUUUAUGCCGGUCUGUCAGCUUCGUUAUGUCGUCAACUAACUUAUUCAACAACUCGAUUUGGAGUAUAUGAAGUUGCCAAACAAGCAAUAGAGAAAUCCAAUGGCCCAGCACCUGGAUUUGUGACUUUGAUAGCCUUAGCCAGUGCUUCAGGUGCAGCAGGGGGGUUUGUUGGCACACCUGCUGAUAUGGUGAACGUGAGAAUGCAAAAUGAUGGAAAAUUGGCCCCUGAAUUGCGAAGAAACUAUCGAAAUGUGUUCCAUGGGCUCUAUAGGGUAUUUGUAGAAGAAGGUGUACGAGGUCUCUUUUCAGGAGCAUCCACUGCUACUGCAAGAGCGAUUCUGAUGACUGUGGGCCAAAUUGCAUUUUAUGAUGCCGUCAAAGGUCAAUUACUUAAGUACAACUUUAAAGAUAAUACAUCCACUCAUUUUCUUGCCAGUUUGACCGCAGGCGCCAUCGCCACAACUAUGACUCAGCCAUUAGAUGUAAUAAAAACAAGGUCUAUGAAUGCAAAGCCUGGUGAGUUUAAAAAUGUAUUGGAGAUUAUUUAUUAUACAGCUAAACUAGGACCAAUGGGCUUUUUCAAAGGAUACAUUCCAGCAUUUGUGAGGCUGGGACCUCACACUAUUUUAACAUUUAUAUUUUUAGAGCAGUUGCGAAUGAAUUUUGGAUUUGUACCAAAAUCAUGAGAUAUAUAAUAAUAAUGCUUUAAAAUGAUAUUAAAAUAAUCAUGUCAGGUAAAAACAAUGCCUAAAUUUAUCAAAAUGGGAACAAGGUAAAUAGGAUAUAAUAAUAUGAAUAUAAACUGAUGCAUUAACAUACAUUCCAUAAACUAUAUUUAGAAAAAUAUAUAAUAAAUGAGUUUGUUUUAAAUAAAAGAAACUGUUUAUAUUAAUAAGAGCAACAAGUGUGAUAAAAAUGAUCGUAAUGCUCAGUACUAAUUACUCUCAUUAAUCGCAGUUCACAAUAUUCAUAAAAUAAACUCAUUUCCUUCUCUAUAUUUUUUUAUAAUAUUGAAUAGAUUUUAUAAAUAUAAAUUAUUAAAUAGAUAAAUGUACAAAUGACAAAGUGCAAAAUGAAACAAACCAUUCCACAGAGAGAAUACUCGCCACAAUUUUAAUAUAUAAAUUUUAAUAUAUGUACUUAUGUUAGAUGUUUUACUGUUUAUAAAGACAAAAAAAUCCUCGAUAUUAAUAUAAUGUUAAGACAUCAUAUUAUGUAUAUAAAAAUUAUAUAUAACUUGUUACAAAAAAUAAAUGCGUUAAGAGAAUGAAAGGGUUUGUAAAUAUUGAUAAGUAUUUUGAACAGACUUCCAGGUUCGUCCAAGUUUAAAAAAAGUUAUAUUUGGUUUAACAUAAUCACAAAUAAAAAUAUUAUCAAAUCAGAUAUUAAAAUCAGAACUGAGUUCUGAUUAAACUGAAAUUAA
Molecule: messenger RNA, 1832 nt
Organism: Ctenocephalides felis (cat flea)
Lineage: Eukaryota; Metazoa; Arthropoda; Insecta; Siphonaptera; Pulicidae
Product: mitochondrial dicarboxylate carrier-like
Exons: 5
Coding region: 226-1095 (289 amino acids)
Biological process (GO): thiosulfate transport; malate transmembrane transport; phosphate ion transmembrane transport
Molecular function (GO): antiporter activity; oxaloacetate transmembrane transporter activity; thiosulfate transmembrane transporter activity
Source: RefSeq, a predicted model, not a curated record